AUGGUUCGUUGGAUACCCUUCCUUAAUGUACCACUGCAUCGACGUCUCGAGACGACAGCAGUGGUGUUCUACUUGAUGAUCGUGCCAAUGUGCAUGCUGUUUGCAUUCUAUGCAUUGGUUAUCCCGCUGUUCUGGGGCCUCACCAUACCCUACCUCUUCUGGAUGCUGUUCAUCGACGACAGAUGGGAGCAUGGCGGUCGCCGUCUAGGACUGGUGCGCAAUCACCGCGUGUGGAACUACUUCAGAGACUACUUCCCCAUCAGUCUGAUCGCCAGCACCAAGCUGGACCCCAACAAGAACUACAUCUUUGGCUCGCAUCCCCAUGGCAUCAUCAGCAUGGGCGUCUUUUGCAACUUUGCCACUAACGCAUGCGGCGUCGAUCAGAAGUUCCCUGGCGUCACCAUCCAUCCCUUGACGCUGGCCUCCAACUUCAAAUUCCCCUUCCUCAGAGACAUCCUUAUGAGCUUUGGCAUCUCAUCAGUGAGCAGAGCAGGCUGCGACAACAUCUUACAAUCUGGUCCUGGUCAAUCAGUGUUGAUCGUCGUCGGUGGUGCAGAAGAGUCACUAGACGCGCAUCCAGGCAACAAUGAGUUGUUGCUCAAGAAGAGAAAGGGCUUCAUAAAGUUGGCAUUCGCUCAUGGUGCAUCAUUGGUACCAGUAUAUGCGUUUGGCGAGAAUGAUAUAUUCGAUCAGGUUGACAACCCAAAGGGUUCAUGGAUUAGAUCACUACAGACAAAGGUGAUGCAGAUCACUGGUAUUGCACCAGCAUUGUUUAAUGGACGUGGUAUAUUCAACUAUGACUUUGGUCUACUGCCACAUCGUCAUCGUAUCGUAUCUGUGGUUGGCGAGCCCAUCGAUGUACCAAAGAUCAACAACCCAUCAAAGGAACUUGUCGAUCACUAUCAACAACUCUACAUGGACGCACUAUCAAACCUCUUCCACAAGUAUAAGGAUGAAUACGCAAGCGAUAGUGAUGAUCUAAAGAUACAUUGA
Acytostelium subglobosum LB1 is the source of this 993-nucleotide messenger RNA. RefSeq lists its product as hypothetical. Gene Ontology annotation, molecular function: diacylglycerol O-acyltransferase activity. Gene Ontology annotation, cellular component: endoplasmic reticulum membrane. The transcript has 2 exons. Gene Ontology annotation, biological process: triglyceride biosynthetic process. NCBI's taxonomy places the organism in Eukaryota, Evosea, Eumycetozoa, Acytosteliales, Acytosteliaceae. The record is from RefSeq and is a predicted model, not a curated record. The coding region runs from base 1 to 993 and encodes 330 amino acids.